Seminavis robusta is the source of this 785-nucleotide messenger RNA. NCBI's taxonomy places the organism in Eukaryota, Bacillariophyta, Bacillariophyceae, Naviculales, Naviculaceae. The record is from the annotation of a GenBank genome assembly.
AAAGCCCAGCGGCACCCAUUCCUUCUUCAAAAGGAGCCGCAGGAGUCACCUUUUCCAGCUCCUUUUCCACUGUUCCCCCACAGGUGCUUCCUUUCCCCCAAGCAUCCUGGCAUGGCGAAUGUACCGAACAGUGUAAGCCAGCUUCGCUGGAUUUCGUAAGAAUGAGCGCACAUUUGAACCUAGAGUUUCCAACGGCAAAGCUUCCAGAGCGACGGUCACAAAGACACAAACAGCCGAAGAAUCUACAAUCUAUUGUCAAGCAAGCACCUCUAGCAACACAAAGAUAAAGCACCAUGGCCGAAGACGAAGAAGAGGACAAGAAGAAAAAGAAGAAGAAGGCCAAAGCCAAGACCGGAAAAUCCAAGCUUGGGGGCAGUAGUGAGCACGCGGAAUUGACCUAUGAAGAAGUUUGCAAGAAGGACAUGACCUUUGUCGAUGGGCUGAUCAAUAGUCGGGAUCCAAUUUCGACCGAAGAGGAUGACUUUGUCGAUUGGAUUCUCAAUAGACCAGACGGCAGAGCCAUGUACGACAAGUACAAGGGUGGAGCGGGCAAGUGUGGUGUUGUCAAAUGCGUGAUUCAAUAGUGAUUGCCCUGAAUGACUGUGGCAUACCGAAGUGGAGCCUUCCGCACUAUUUCGGCUCAUCGUCCCCUGAUACAUAUGUACAAGCGUACCCCGGCACUCGCAAUAAUCCGCAGUCCACAAUGAAGUUAGAUUGAUGAAAAAAUGUAGCUGAAGACCCUGAAUUCUUUGUCCAACGAUGUAAAGCUAAUAAAUGUUAACUUU